CGGUGCGGUGCACCCAGGCCAUGGCAGUCGGUGGGGACGGAGCAGCGCCAGACUUUGUAACUGCCCCGUCCUUCUCGCUGCGGCUGCGGCUGCGGCUGCGGCUGCGGCUGCGGGUGUGCGCUGUGCCCAUGGCGUGUCUCCUCCGCGUGUCUUCCAUCCCUCGCAGGACGGGGGCGUCGCACUUCGUCUGCGCCGUGCAGUCUGCUGCGGCGUGCGUGCGGGGCUCUUGUGUGUGUGUGUGUGUGCGUGAGUGGAGUGCGGCCGCGAGUGAGGCGCCACGGAGGUGCAGACAUUCGCACUGA
Molecule: messenger RNA, 302 nt
Organism: Trypanosoma conorhini
Lineage: Eukaryota; Euglenozoa; Kinetoplastea; Trypanosomatida; Trypanosomatidae
Exons: 1
Source: RefSeq, a predicted model, not a curated record